UGAUAAUUCUUCGCGUGCGGGAACCCUACCUGCAUCGCCCCUACAAGACCUGGAUUUCCACUCCCAUCAUCUUCUGCUGCGUUAGUCUCUUCCUCCUCAGCCGGGCUAUCAUUGCAGAACCGCUUCAGACGUUAAUUGUCGUCGCUUUCAUCGUCGCCGGUGUCCCUGUCUAUUAUUGGCGGAUCUACAAACGCGAUGGACGAAAGGCGUUUCCUAAUUGGAAGUUUUGGCAACGCCGGUGAGAUCGAUUCCGGUUACCUCUUCAUGACCCCUCAGCAACAACAAACAACCGGUAAAUUAGUUUUGCUAUGACCACUAUUAUUUAUGUUUCUCUUAUAAUACUUUUCUUUCCUCUUUCUUCUUCUAUGAAUGCCUGUCCUUUCUUUAUUAUAUAACUUUAUUUCUAUUCCAGCUUAUUUUCUCAUUCUUCUUUCUCUUCUGUUGCAUCCCUGGCAAGGUAUCUUAUAUAACGGUUCGCUUUGGCUGGUUGGUUGGAAGGAAGGACGGUCUCCCAUGAUAAUCAUCUGACAUGAUACCCAUUCGCAUAUUAUCCGGGGUUAUUUUGCAUGACGGAAAUGCCGGUUCAAGUGGGGAAGGAUUCGAAGCAUUUGCUUUCAGCUUUGCAUAUCAUCAUCGAACUUAUGGCGGUGGGUGGAGUCUCAUCUUCCUGUUACUUUUUAGGUUCUUUUUUGGGGGCGGGGGCAUCUGCCAUAGAUACGUGUAUUGAAAGAGAUUCAAACG
Messenger RNA from Aspergillus welwitschiae, 741 nucleotides. RefSeq lists its product as uncharacterized. The transcript has a single exon. The record is from RefSeq and is a predicted model, not a curated record. Lineage: Eukaryota; Fungi; Ascomycota; Eurotiomycetes; Eurotiales; Aspergillaceae. The coding region runs from base 530 to 727 and encodes 65 amino acids.